Messenger RNA from Rhizophagus irregularis DAOM 181602=DAOM 197198, 414 nucleotides. Lineage: Eukaryota; Fungi; Glomeromycota; Glomeromycetes; Glomerales; Glomeraceae. The record is from RefSeq and is a predicted model, not a curated record.
UCAAACAAUUAUGUAAUGGUCUUACAAUAUGCGAAUCAAGGAAAUUUAAGAGAAUAUUUAAAAAUCAAUUUUAAGCCGCUCCAAUGGAGUGAUAAAAUUCGGAUGGCAUCAGAAAUUGCUUGUGGAUUGAAGUACUUACACUCCACAAAGAUUAUUCAUAGAGAUCUGCACGCAAAAAAUAUACUGGUCCACAAUGGUACUUUAAUGAUUGCGGAUCUUGGAUUAGCAAAGGAAUUAACCAUCGAUGGUUCGUCAAAUUCGGUAGUUUAUGGAAUGCCGGCAUAUGUCGAACCACAAUGUUAUAAAUAUGGUGAUUAUGUCAGAGAUUUAAAGUCUGAUAUCUAUAGUUUGGGUGUUCUCUUAUGGGAAAUAACGAGUGGAUAUCCUCCAUUUUCUAAGAAUUCACCUCAUAAG